Molecule: messenger RNA, 1446 nt
Organism: Aureobasidium uvarum
Lineage: Eukaryota; Fungi; Ascomycota; Dothideomycetes; Dothideales; Saccotheciaceae
Source: the annotation of a GenBank genome assembly
AUGGGCUACGACGACGUCAAGGGCAAUGCCUCUGGUGAGGUCACUCACACUGUGGAACCGGUCCAGAUGGGAGACUCUUCCACUUACAAGCGUCGCUUUGCUGGUCUCAAACUUGCUGUCGAUCAAGAGCCCAGCAGUUUCGCCACGAAUCCAAAUGCUUCAAACGCCGAUUUUGAUCCCAUUCCGCCUUCAAACCGGACUUGGACUUGGAAAGCCUAUAUCGCAUACUGGAUGGCCGAUGCUUGGGCCGUAUCCAACUGGGAAGUCGCAUCAUCCAUGAUUGCUGGAGGCUUGAGCUGGAGAAUGGCCAUUGGAGCUUGCGUACUUGGUAACUUCAUCAUGGGUACGGUGAUUACGAUGAACGGCAGGAUUGGAGCUCACCUUCACGUUCCUUUCCCCAUCAUUGCGCGUGUGUCUUUCGGCUACUAUUUCAGCUACUUCGUCGUUGUGUCACGAUGUGCGCUUGCGAUCAUCUGGCUUGGAGUCCAGACAGUCACUGGCGGUCAAUGCAUGGAGGUUUUGCUGACUGCCAUCUGGCCGAGUUAUGCAAGCAUUCCAAAUCAUAUUGCUGCUGGCCAAGGCAUCGAUACCAAGGGCAUGUGCGCUUUUUCGAUCAUUGCACCCAUCAUCUUUCUGGCCGUCUUUGGUUCUACACUGCACAAGGCCGGAGGUACCAUCAGUACUAGCCCUGUAAUCACCCAAGGACCGACGGUGAAAGGCUCUGUCUUGGUCUGGGCCUUCUUCUCCAACCUCAACUCAGUUCUCGGUAACUACUCUACUCUAGGUCUCAACAUCGCCGACUUUGCAAGGUAUGCAAACAAGAGGAGUGCUCAGAAUUGUCAAGCAUUUGUCAUUCCCUUCAUCUUCACCAUUGUCGGUCUUCUGGGAAUCUUCACUGCUGCCGCAUCUUCAGUCGCAUAUCCGGCAGAGGUCGCUACAGCGGGAACGCCUCUGUGGAACCCAGUCACCAUUGUCGGACUCUGGAGUGCCUCUGGUUCCCACGCUGGCCGCGCCGCCUCUGCAUUUGGUGCCAUUGGAUUGAUCAUUGUCACUCUGGGUAUCAAUAUCUCGGCCAACUCAAUCAGUGCAGCAAACGAUCUCGUCUCCUUCUUCCCCAAGUAUAUCAACAUCCGCCGUGGCCAACUCUUGGCCGCCACCAUAGGUGCAUGGGCUUGUGUACCGUUCCUUGCUUUCCUGAGCGGCUACACAAUCUUCCUUGGUCCCAUGACCGCCAUCAUCAUGCNNUACUACAUCACUCGCCGUGGCAAUGUAUCCGUACCAGACAUGUACAAGUUCGACGGCAUAUACCGCUACUCGCCCAAAUUCGCGACAAAUUGGCGUUCUGUUGUCGCACUGAUCGUGGGCGUUGCUCCUCCUCUACCUGGCUUUGUGAACAGCAUUGAUCAAGGCCAACUUGCUGUAUCUCUUGCAGGCCAGCACAUGUAA